Molecule: messenger RNA, 2427 nt
Organism: Etheostoma cragini (Arkansas darter)
Lineage: Eukaryota; Metazoa; Chordata; Actinopteri; Perciformes; Percidae
Exons: 5
Coding region: 151-765 (204 amino acids)
Biological process (GO): phagosome-lysosome fusion; endosome to lysosome transport
Cellular component (GO): phagocytic vesicle; lysosome; late endosome
Molecular function (GO): GTP binding; GTPase activity
Source: RefSeq, a predicted model, not a curated record
AACAUUAUGGCUACGGCCCAGAUUAAAAACACUUUGGCCGAGGCGUACUGCUAGUGGUCUUGUCAUAAAUUAGAGAAAUGCAACAUUCCGGAGAGCUCUUGAAGGCAGCAUCAGAAGCUGAAGCUCCGGUGGAAACAAAUCUCAACAGACAUGAACGACAGAAAAAGUCCGGUUACACUGAAAAUAAUCCUCAUAGGAAACUCCGGGGUGGGAAAGUCCUCCUUCAUGAACAGAUAUGUAAACCACCGCUUCACCAACAUGUACCGGGCCACGAUAGGGACUGACUUCCUCUCCAGAACAGUCAACGUAGGGGAAGACACGGUCACCCUGCAGAUCUGGGACACGGCGGGUACAGAGAGGUUCCAGUCCCUGGGUACACCUCUGUACAGAGGAGCUCACUGCUGCAUGCUGGUAUUUGAUGUCACGUGCAGAGCUAGUUUCUCUGCUCUGGAGGAGUGGAGGAAGGAGUUUCUGAUCCAGGGCGAGCCUCAGGACCCAUCCGACUUCCCUUUCAUUGUGCUGGGCAACAAGACUGACCUGAGCAACCGGGAGGUGUCUGGCAGGAAGGCCUUACAGUGGUGUGAGGAAAUAGGAGCAGAAUACUUUGAAGGAAGCGCAAAAGAUGAUCUACAUGUGGAAAAGCCAUUCUCGAGAGCGGCUCAGAGCGGCUUGCAACAGUACAAAAAACACACAUUGGAAAAUACAGGACAUUUCCAGAUAACCUGCAAACAGCCGAGAGAAACUCGCAACACUUGUGAGUGCUGAGAGCAGCACUUGUCCCAGUGUGGGAGGAAAAGUUCAGAGAGACCUCGGCACUGCUGAUGAUGACCUAUCUAACGAGGGUGCAAAAUAGUGACCCAGCAAAGGUACUGUGGAAGGAAAGGACACAAUUGUAUACCACAUGGAGAGAGAGGAACAAACUCAUUAAAUGUUUUUUUUUCGUUUUUUUGAGAACCUUCAGCUUAUGGUCUAACUUAAGGCAUCACUACUAAAAUACACUGCUUUUGCAUGCAUGUCUAGUUUUGUUCAACAGACACACUGACACACACAAAUUAUGAAUCCAUAUGAAGAGAAACUUCAUUUCUAGAAAGAAAUUGGGAGAAACCACAAACAGAACAGAAACCAAGGUGCUAGCUGGAAAAAAGGCAGCAAGCGAAAACCUUGGCUCUGAUCUUCCUGGCCGUUAACAUCACAACUGAAUCCGCCCUUACAAAGUAGAUAUACACUCAUGUCCGGUCAGAAACCUCCUCCCUGUACAAAAUCUUGUAUUGUAAUAAACCUAGCAGGGACUCAGACUCCUACGGUGAAUCAGCUUGACAGAAGCAAAUUAGAACCAUAAGGGAUAUAUUUGUUUCUUUUAAGUAAAGACACAGAAGGCAAUCAAGAGAUGACCGACAUGUAAAAACAGUUUGUUACAGGUAAUUAUAUAAAAGGCCAAGAUGUUAUUUGUUUGAUUUAUUCUUACUCUAUGAAUGAACUAAUUUACAGGUGAGUUCACUGUGGCUAUGUAAGCUUUUGUCCCAAGGCAUCCCCAUUCGAAAGACAUAUGGGUUUACACAUCACAGUUAGCUUGCACACCAUCUGUAGUCUGAAAUACAGAGCCGUGGAAGGAAAAAAUUAAAAUUUAUUAAAUGGAUUUACAUACAUCAAUAGGAUACGGAAAAUUUGUCUACUUAUAUAAUUUGCCAUUCUAAAAAUUAAAGAAGAAGUGAGACAGAACAUUCAUGAGCAUAAAAAGCGCAGGACAUCUGAUCGGGAUAUUAGGGGAAACGUAUGAAAAGAUCUGAUGUUAUAUUCCUCAUAGCCCAUGAAAUUCAUGUUUGGCAAGCAAAGCAACACAAGCAUAGGGUAGUAAACAAAGUAAAACUCCUCUCUCUGGGUCCACUUAAAAGUUCCCUUCAGUCUCAAUAACCUGUGGGGUCUACUUGGAACAAAUACAAGUCUUUCUCUCAUUACCAUCUGUUAACAAGAACAUACAACCAACUAAAUGAUUUUUAAAAAUAUAGUGGCAACUUCAACAUAGCCACCAAUCUUCCCACAAACACAAACUAUGGGGAUGAACAACGGUUAAAAAAAGUAGUUUUUAAAAAUGCACACAACAUACACAUACACACAGGAGAAAAAAAGCUUAAAAAAUACAAAAAUAAACUACACAAAAGAUCUUCUGCAUCAUUGCUUGCUAAUUUUUUGGGAAGAUUUUGCAAGAUUUUUUUUCGUGUGUGCUGCAAGUCUCAGUCCUAGCAAAGUCUGUCAUUCAUUCUCUACAAGUCUCUUUGUCAUUCUUUUUGUCCACUUUGAAGUGUCGGCCACCAGUCCUCAUCUUGGGGUAAAAAGCGCACAGUAAUGACAUUACCAAGAGACUUGAGUCCUGUAUGAUAAAUACAGACUCAGUUCUCGAUGAAGCAAAUUUGUUUUUGAGCAAAAAAA